AAUUUACAAUGAUUGAAGAAAGUAAAACCUUAACACAACCCAAAGUGUAUCACACAAACACAAUUGAAGUAUAUUGGCAAGUGAUCAAAGCAAAAAUACUGCCAAGAGAAUGCAGAUACUUAUUUUCAGAAUUAUUAGUCUUUAUUUGGAAAAAACAAAACCCUCAUGAUCAAUUUGAAGCCUUUAUCAAGUGUUUACAGAACAUGGCUAAAUUAAGUACCACAGGAAUUGAAUCAGAUAUCAUUAAAGAAUCAGAAGAAAUUGAUGAAGACCCUGAAAAGGACUCCAACUUUGACAAAAAAAGUUACUUAUCAGAAAAACAAAAGAACCCUGAAAAAGAAAUAAUAUCAAGAACCUGA
Messenger RNA from Racocetra persica, 359 nucleotides. The record is from the annotation of a GenBank genome assembly. NCBI's taxonomy places the organism in Eukaryota, Fungi, Glomeromycota, Glomeromycetes, Diversisporales, Gigasporaceae.